Messenger RNA from Clunio marinus, 917 nucleotides. Lineage: Eukaryota; Metazoa; Arthropoda; Insecta; Diptera; Chironomidae. The record is from the annotation of a GenBank genome assembly.
GAGUUUUCAGGCUAUUAUCAACUUUAACAUUACUGUUGACAUUAAGGUACACUUUUUCUAUCGCAAUCACAUGUAAAUUUGGUUAUCAGGAUUGGGUUGUGAUUGGGAAUGUCUACACAUGUGAUGUAAAGAACCUUGACAAUCGCGAGAUUUUGGCUAAUGUGACUGAAAUAGAAGGAACUCAUCUUGAUGAAAAAACCAAUAGUGAUGUAAGGAAAAUUAAUAUUAAUCUGCAAAUGUGCCAAUUCCUUCCAUUUGGAUUUGAAAAAUUCUUUCCAAACAUUGAAGGUCUACGAAUUGCUCACUCGAAUCUCGUGUCAUUAACGCAAUCUGAUAUCAGCGUUUUCCCAAAGUUACGCAGUGUUGACAUCUUCAAUAACAACUUAAAAUGGUUGGACGCAGAUGUUUUCGAGAAGAAUCCAGAAAUUGAAUAUUUGUACUUUGGUGAUAAUCAAAUCAAAAGCAUCGGUUAUGAUGCGUUGAAACCUUUGAAAAAGUUAAAACAUGCAGUGUUUCACUAUAACGUUUGUCUCAAGAAAAAUGCAAUCGGAGAAGAAGAGAUUCAAGCGUUGCAAGAAAUCAUGAAUCAGAAUUGUGAUCCGGGUCAUAAAACGAUUGCAACCGAGAAGAAACGGAUAAAUGAAUUAGAGGUGGAAAGAACUUAUCAAAAGCAGAAAAUCAAAGAACUUGAAGAAAUUGUCAAAGUUGAAGAUUCACAAAUAAUGUGGAUGCUUUGGAUCUUCAUUCCACUCCUUGUUUUAGGGAUCUUGGCCGCUGUUUAUUUCUAUAGAAAUCGUUCUCCUUAUCAAACUAAUUCAAUAUUAUUACCGAGAUCAAAUGGAAUUGAUAUUGAACGAUUGGAAAAUGAGACCAAUGAUACAAAUGGUUAUUCAAGUGGUGCAACAAAUCUAAUAUAG